Messenger RNA from Hevea brasiliensis (rubber tree), 1438 nucleotides. RefSeq lists its product as uncharacterized. The record is from RefSeq and is a predicted model, not a curated record. Lineage: Eukaryota; Viridiplantae; Streptophyta; Magnoliopsida; Malpighiales; Euphorbiaceae. The coding region runs from base 607 to 1290 and encodes 227 amino acids. The transcript is spliced from 3 exons.
CUCCUCUCAUCUUCUUUGUCUCUUGCUCACAUUCAAAACCCCUCUUCUAUCUCCCUCGGAAAGUUCCCGAUCUCCAGUCCAAUGGAUCCUCUAUGAUGAUCUCCUAUCGAUCUCUGUUUACCUUUUCUUGAAUUUUUAUGAUUGUAGAAAGAGGAAGACGAGGAGCUGAUUUCAGGGUUUUGAGUGAGCGCAGAGUUUUCAGUAGGGAAAGAAAGUUGGGUGUUUCGAAGUGCAGAAGAAAUGAUGCCUUCGAUACCCAUACAGAUCCUUUUGCUUCCAUCUUUGGCUUUCUUUCAUGUUGGAUUGUAUUCGCAUCGUUUGAAACGGCUUGAAAAGGGUGAUCGGCGUGGUAAUCUUAGUUAACGUUAGGUUUUAAUUCACUAUUCCUUAUUCUCUGUUAUCUUUUUUUUUUUUGUCCUUCUCUCUCUCUCUCUCUCUCUGUUCGUUCCUUUUUGGGUUUUGGCUUUCUGAGUUUCUACGAUUAGCAUAUAUCGGUUUUGAGAAAUCGGAGAUAGAGAUAGCGUUUGGACGAUUUGGUUGGACUUGAUAAGAGCUAUUAAGGGACAUCAUAAGAGUUCAUCUAUUUCUUGUUUGGCGGUGUUAUUGAUGGACAUUGUCUCCAGUCGAAGUGCGGUUGGUGUUGGUGUUCUGGUAGAUGAAAUUGAAAGCAAUUUUCGCGAGUUUGUGCAUGUAGAAGAUGUACAAGAAACAUGUGCAUCUGAUGUAGAUGGUGCCGUUGAUGCAGAGGAGAGACUGGGAGAGCUUGAGCCACAUGGGCGAGCACCUGUUAGGGAGGCUUUAGAAAAGAGUGCAAAAUUGCUAUCUGAAGAAGAUGAUGAGCCUGAAACAGCGUUGCCACUACUUUUCUCCGAGGAACCCACGAGGCCUGCAUUGCCUCUUGUGUCUGCCAUGAAAGGUAGUAGAGAAAAACUGGGAGCAUCCCCAAGGAAGCUGACUGUGAGUUGGGCACCUGAUGUGUAUGAUCCGAUUCCUAAUUCAUUAUCACACACUGUUAAAAGCAAUCAGAAGAAGUCUAGGAAAGAUAAAGGUAGCAACAAGAAAAAUGGAAAGAAGAGCCAGAAGGGCAACUCAAAAGGUGUUAAGGACAAGAAGCAAUUCCGCAAAACUGGUGGGAGUGCGAGGUUGGAUAAGUGUUACAAAAUAAUGAACACUCUUGAUGCCACUGAAGACCUUGGUGAAUUUGAUGUUGGUAGCCCAGAUUACUGUGGAAGUAGCUUCCUCAAAAAAUCUCCCACAAACUUUCACUACAGUAUUGCGGAGGCAUUGUGAUAUCACAUCUUCGUUCUGCUGGUAACUUGUUUGAAGCUUUUGUGAAUAAAUAAAUUUAACUAUGGAGCUUUUGACUGGAAGAUGUACCUAUUUUACUCGUGUUUUUGUUGACAUUAUAACUAUAUCAACUCAUAUUGGAUUUCUGGUA